Penicillium waksmanii is the source of this 645-nucleotide messenger RNA. Its product is annotated as ankyrin repeat domain-containing protein. Gene Ontology annotation, molecular function: protein binding. Lineage: Eukaryota; Fungi; Ascomycota; Eurotiomycetes; Eurotiales; Aspergillaceae. Gene Ontology annotation, cellular component: cytoplasm; nucleus. Bases 1 to 645 code for a protein of 214 amino acids. The transcript is spliced from 3 exons. The record is from RefSeq and is a predicted model, not a curated record.
AUGGGCCAAGUUAUGUUGGAAAAGGGCGCAGAUAGUAAGGCAGCAGACGCAGAUGGAGUAACACCAUUGGUCGUGGCAGCCUUCUAUGGAAAUCUGGAGUUUGUCGAAUGGCUCCUACGAAUGGGAGCCAGCAUUGAACCAACGAACGGAGAUAAAAGUGCAUUACAGAUGGCCUCAUUGGGAGGCCAUGAUGCUAUUGUCAAGAUACUCCCUGCAGCUGGAGCUGACGCGAAUGCCCAGGGUGGUGAUUAUUUUCUACUUGAUUCUGGUGUCAGUAUCAAUGCCCAAGGAGGUGAAUAUGGCAAUGCUCUCCCGGCCGCUCUAUUAAUCAAUUUCGGUGCCGAUAUAAAUACCCAAGGAGGGAAAUAUGGCAAUGCUCUACUGGCUGCUGUACUUGAAAAAAACACUGAGGCAGUAGUACAUCUAUUACUCAAUUCUGGUGCCGACAUCAAUGCCCAAGAAGGCGAAUAUGGUAAUGCCCUCCAAGCAGCCGCAACUCGUGGAGAAAAUAUCGAGGUAAUACAGCUGCUACUCAAUUCUGGCGCCGAAAUCAAUGCUCAAGGUGGUGAAUAUGGCAGUGCCCUUGACGCCGCUAUUAAACAUGAACACACCGAGGUAGUGGAGCUGCUACAACGCUGGUGCUGA